AUGAACUUGAUAGCGAUGAACGACAAGGAUGAGAUCUAUGAGGAUCCUGAGUCUACUGAGGUUGAUGAGAGCGAGGACACGGAUGAUAGGGGAGCGAGUGUGGAGGCAGCAGUGAAGCAGGAAGAAGAGAUAGUCACCAUGGAGGCAGCAGCGGUGAAUGAUGGAGAUGGAGAUGGUGUCAACACUUUUGCAGCAGCGGUCGUGGUUAAAGAUGAAGCAGUAAAUGCGAAGUGUGUGGGAGUUGAAGCUGUGAAAGGGGGCAUCAUGGUGAAGGGAUCAACGGCGAAUGCAACUGCAAAGGGGCGAGUGCUUAUGAAAGAGGAACACGUUGAGGGGUACAAGACCCGAGAGGUGUUGGGUGCUAAGAUUCCGAGGAGAAGCGAGAGGCUUAAGAAGAUGCCUCAUGGUUUGGAUAUCAAGGCGCUCAACUUCAAGACACGUAAGCAGAGGUUCAAGGUGCAGGAGCUGCAGGGGAGCCUGUGGGCGAAGCUGUUGCUGCCAAUGACGCUGCUGCUGCGGGAUGAGGCGGCUGCUACGAGGAACGGUCGGCGGCGGGAUGCGCGGGUGGCGACGAGGGAAUCGUGGCGGCGGAAUGAGCGAGCGGCGACGAGGAGGGCGCGGCGGAGGGAUGCGCGGGCGGCGACGGGGAAGGCGCGGCGGUGGGAUGCGCGGGCGGCGACGAGGAAGGCGCGGCGGCAGGAUGCGCGGGCGGCGACGAGCAGGUCGCGGCGGUAG
Messenger RNA from Closterium sp. Naga37s-1, 735 nucleotides. The record is from the annotation of a GenBank genome assembly. NCBI's taxonomy places the organism in Eukaryota, Viridiplantae, Streptophyta, Zygnematophyceae, Desmidiales, Closteriaceae.